This is a messenger RNA of Cooperia oncophora, 297 nucleotides long. The record is from the annotation of a GenBank genome assembly. NCBI's taxonomy places the organism in Eukaryota, Metazoa, Nematoda, Chromadorea, Rhabditida, Trichostrongylidae.
AUGUAUAUCCGUGUUCGAGUAUCAGGGUAUUGGUUGGGCGUUUUGUUCGUUGGUGGACUAUCUGGAUUGGACGUUCAACUUCCCAUUAAACUUGUUGCAAAGAACAGGCUCGCUAUCAUGGGUGUCACGAGAGGAAGUAUCGAGCAGCUAAAGAAUCUGGUACAUCUCAUUGCUGGUGGACAGAUAGAAGCACCAGAUUAUGUCGUGUAUCCAGUAAAUCAAGCAUCACAGGUCUUGAAACAACUUUCAAUGUCCGAAGUCGAAGGCAGAGCGAUCCUUGGAGGUGUGCGACCCUGA